This is a messenger RNA of Acromyrmex echinatior (Panamanian leafcutter ant), 14481 nucleotides long. It is a transcript of the gene trx, whose product is annotated as histone lysine N-methyltransferase trithorax. NCBI's taxonomy places the organism in Eukaryota, Metazoa, Arthropoda, Insecta, Hymenoptera, Formicidae. The record is from RefSeq and is a predicted model, not a curated record. Gene Ontology annotation, cellular component: nucleus; histone methyltransferase complex. Gene Ontology annotation, molecular function: DNA-binding transcription factor activity; sequence-specific DNA binding; histone H3K4 methyltransferase activity. Gene Ontology annotation, biological process: positive regulation of DNA-templated transcription.
GUACGCGAGAGAGUCGGUGCGCCUCUCGGCCGUGGGCACAAAUCGCGAGUAAAAUGGAAGCGGAAUUUCGCUGCGAGGUUGAGGUCCGUCGUUGAAAACAGGUGAACAUGGGAAGGUCCAAGUUUCCCGGGAAGCCGCCGAAGACGGCCACCAGGAAACGGAUCAAGGUGCUGGGCCAGCCUGAGGCAGCGCAGAACGAUCCGGUAACUGUCGCCGAAAACAUCUACUACGGACUUUCCCUGUUCAACGAAACAUUCGGCGACAACGAGAAGGAACAUCCACCAUUUCACGGAUUUAGCACUAAAGAGGCUAAUCUUUCUGCAUCUUAUAUAAAAACUCAGCAACAUGAUGCAGAGAAGACAAGUGAUAAAUUGCCAUCUGUCACAGUCGAAAAUCUUGCACCACAGUCUAGCACGAAGAAGGAUGAUGUUAAAAAUUCUCCUACAGACAUCGAAAAUAGCACGGAAAAGUUUACCAAUCCAAAACCAGUUAAAGACGUCACCCGGUUACAACCAGUUACAAAUCCAAAUACUAAGCAUUCAAAGAUUCACCGAGCAAAAAGUCGUAAGAAUUGUAAAAACAUUAAAUUUUCGAAUUAUUUGAAAAACCCGGUGUUAAAAUCAGUGAACAACAUCUUAGAUCAGCAUCAAAGAACCAGACAGUUACGCAACAGUACUGCAAAAAGAUUGCUUCAAAGGGCGAAAUCUGGAAAUAAUACACGUAAUUUGGUAGUGCAAUCAGGAGAGAAGCCUAGCACAGUGAGAAAAUUUGUUUUACCCGUUCGCAGCGUGCAUUCGUCAAGAGUUAUAAAACCAAAUAAAAGAUUUAUCGAGGAAUUGGAACAAAUUUCUACUACGGAGUAUAGCGAGAAUGAAAUUGGUGUACAUGUAAAAAAGACUAAAUUAAAUCCAGAUAAACUUAGCAACUUGGAAUCAAAAUUGAAAGAGGAUACUGUUAGUAAAUUGUGUAAAAAAUUUAAAGAAGCAAGAAGCAAGCCAAAAAGGGUGAUUCAAAGUGUAGACUCCAAUGCCGAGAUUAUAACUCAAUCAGUAAAAAAUAUAGAGAAAUCAGCGAAUUCUGUACAAAACGCACAAAUAUCAAAAUCAGCUCAUAGAGAAGUAAAGAAAUCUCAUACUACAUCGUGUAAGAAUAAAGUAUCAAACAGCACAUCUGACAAUUCUAAUAGUAAUCAAGAAUGCUCACAAAACUCGAGCAGGAUGACACAAACUGUGAAAUCAACAAUUUCCAGAAAUCAGAAACAGAUUUCUAUUCCUACAAAAGUUCUUCCCGAUUCCAAUGUUCCACACUUCGAGUCUUCCAGAGUUCAGACGAGAUCAGGAACUCAAAAUGAAAUAGCAAGCGAUUUAAGUAAUAAUCAGGUAAGCUUUAACAGUGGUGCAAGAUUGACAGAAGGUGGCUGUGCAGAAACUGAGAAUCACCUUGGACAUGGUAAUAAGACUGCAGUUAAUACAUUGAACAAUUUUGAGACGGAAAACAAUUUAUCUGAAAAUGAAAGCGAGCACAACAAUCACUCGGAAGGCGAGCCAUCGGAUUUCAGCGGAAUGAAACUCAAUGGUGGAAAAGUUAUAUUAAGGAAAGCAAGAUUAAAGUUGGACAAUAAGUGUCUAGCUGGAACAGAAGGACCAUUUUCAACAACGAGUACCAGUAACACUAUGGGAGGAAGCACUAAUUUAGGAUUAACAGGUACUAUAAAAUGUGGUGUUUGCGGAGCAGUGCGAUUUUAUCGAUUCGUGAAACAGGCACGCAAAUUUGGUAUUCACAGUUGCGAAUCUUGCCGAAAGUUUAUAAGCAAAAUGAUCAAACGUCAGGCUUGUGCUAAAUCCUCAAACAAUGUUCUUCCCAUUCUUCAGUGUCAUAAAGGGGACGGUUUGUGUUUAGUCCCACCUGUUGUGAGGAGUCAACAAUGGAAUCUCAUGAGAUGCGUUUAUAAAGCUAGAUGCCCGGCGUGUUGGUUGAAAAUGUGUUUGAACUGUUAUAACAUUCCACCUCCUUUGAGAACAGGCUUAAACGCAUUGUUACCGCCAUUAAUGAGAGACCCUUUAAGUAUUUCUCUGCCACUUGGUCAAGAUGAGGAUGGUCAAGGACAAAAGUUGUGCUCGUCUAAACUCAGUUGGCCCGCGGAAGAUAGCUCGGAAAGAAAUUUAUUUAAGUCUGCUAUGAGUUGGAGAAAUUUUGAAAUGGGACAUAAGACGAGUUAUCAGGGUACAGGAGGUUUUCUCUAUACAAAAAUAGAUAAGUUUGAUUCUUCGAUGAAUAUAUCGCCUAAUAAGAAACGAAGGAAAAAUAACAGGAUUAAAGUAAGAAAGAAAAUUAAAAAUCCAGUGAUCGCUUCUUCGUCUGGCAGCCAACAGUCGCAACCUCUUAGACAGAGACUUGAAUUGAAAGGGCCGAGAGUUAAGCAUGUUUGUCGAAGCGCCAGUGUCGCACUUGGGCAACCCAUUGCAACUUUUCCUACUAUAGACGCGAAAGAAGACAACGAACAUGGUAAAAACAUUCCAAAGACAGUGAAAGAAAAUGAGAGAAUAGAAAAGAGAGAUGAUAUAAAAGAAAAGGAAAUACAAAAGCAUAAUGAAGAUAAUAAUUUAAAUCUUAACGUUAACACGACACAACAGUCUCAUUCAAGAAGAGGAAAACCGCAACAGAGUGUAUCAACGCAUUUUCCAGUGGUGUCUAAGGCAGUUGUGGAUACUGUAUAUACAGUUUCCAUAGAUUUCUGGGAGCAAUACGAUCCUUCUGAGGUCGGAGCUAAGGGUUUCGCUCUUAUCGGUUCUGAGCUAUUUCAUAUACCUGCUAUUUGCUAUCUGUGCGGAAGCGCUGGUAAAGAGCCGCUGAUCCACUGUCAAUGCUGUUGCGAGCCGUACCAUGCCUUCUGUUUGGAACCCAGUGAAUGGAAUGCUUGUGCACAGCCAAACUGGUGUUGUCCCCGGUGUACGAUAUGUCAGUCCUGCCAUCUCAGAUCCGGUCCGAAAUUAUCCUGCAUUCGUUGUCGUCAGUCGUUUCAUCAUUCAUGUUUGUCUAAGUCCGGUGUUAGCUCCAGAUUGUACAGUCCCGAUCGACCUUAUGUUUGUCAGAGCUGUAUUAAAUGUAAAAGCUGUGGUAGCGAGGGCGUCAACGUUCACGUUGGUAACUUACCUCUCUGCUCUAUGUGCUUUAAGUUAAGACAACAAGGAAACUAUUGUCCUUUGUGUCAGAGAUGUUACAACGAGAACGAUUUUGACACAAAGAUGAUGGAAUGUAGCGAGUGUUCCUGCUGGGUACAUGCCCGUUGUGAAGGCCUUUCCGAUGAGCGUUACCAGAUACUUAGUUACCUGCCCGAUUCGAUCGAAUUUACGUGUAGCCAAUGCUCUUCCAAUUCGAGUUCCUCUAUCUGGAGGAAUGCCAUAGAAGCGGAAUUGAAGGCGGGUUUCAUCGGGGUGAUAAAAUCUCUAAGUAAAAACCGCAAGAUUUGCACGGCUCUCAAGUGGAGUCCUAGAAAGGAGUGCCUUUGCAGGCCCGUUUUGAGUGUGAGAAAACUUGAGUUUCCUGAAGAAGAUAAAAACGAAACGAACUGUACGAAAGAAAAUGAAGAAAAUGGUGACAAGUCCAUAGAUAUCGACUCGAGUUCGGGUGCCAAUUACAAGGAUGGGAAUAAGCCUGAUUUAGAAGAACAUUCAAUAGAUAGUUCCAUUAGAAAAGGUCUGCGACGACUACGACAAAAAUUCCAUCUAAAAGAAUGCUCGGUUAGGGUGAAAAACUGCGUUCCGAAGGACUCUCAAGAUAACGAGAGAAAAGACUUGACAAAUCAAGAUUCAUUAGUUUCUUCAACCGAUAUCACAGAAUGCCACUGUUCCGAGCAGCAAAUCAUCGCAAGGCCCUCGCCCACUUUAAUGUCUGUGAAACGUAAGGUAAACAGUAACGAGUACAAAUCGUUAUUACAAUUUCAUUGUGAUAUGAUGCAUGUAAUCAACCGUGUCGGUUCAAAAGAUCUGAUAGAAACGUAUCACGAUAUUCUACAAGAGGUUUUUCCAUGGUUUACUCCGAAGAAUUUUAAGAGCAGCGACAAUAACGAUGAUACGUUAACGCCUAUUAAAGACGUUGGCGAAGACAUUGCUCUGACAACAAAGUUUGACGAUCCUAUUCUGGAGGCGUGGAAGGAGGAAGUGAUGAAAGCACCGAAAGCAAUCGCAGCAAAAACGGCGAAUCUAUAUAAUAUUCACGUCGAGGACAGCAGAUCGUGUUGUUUAUGCAAGGGUUUGGGCGAUGGGCACGAGACAAAAGAGGGAAGAUUAUUGUAUUGUGGCCAGAAUGAAUGGGUACACGCGAAUUGCGCGCUAUGGUCAAACGAGGUGUUUGAGGAAAUUGAUGGCUCACUGCAGAAUGUUCAUAGUGCCAUUUCGAGGGGUCGUUUGAUUCGCUGCUCCGAGUGCGGUAAGAAGGGCGCGAGCAUCGGAUGUUGCGCGAAGAAUUGCAGCAAUACUUUUCAUUUUCCAUGCGCGAGGAAUAUCGGACUCGCUUUCAACGACGACAAAACUGUAUUUUGCAUCUCACAUUCGAAUACAAGUCACGUCUAUAAGUCUCUACAGAACGAGAACGAGUUUAGUUUGAAACGACCGGUGUAUGUAGAGUUGGAUCGUAAGAAAAAGAAAUUUGCCGAACCCAACAAAGUUAAGUUAAUGAUAGGUUCUUUAAUGGUCGACUGUUUGGGCACCGUCAUUCCGGAAUUCUCUGAUACGGCUGAGAAGAUAAUACCAUGCGAUUACAAAUGUUCAAGACUUUACUGGUCUACAGUGAAUCCUUACAAGAUCGUGAGAUAUUACAUUAGAACUUAUGUGCAGGUACAUAUGCCGGACGUCUCGUCCGACAUGGAGAAUAACAUCACCAUCGAUCAUAGCAAGGAGCAGGAAAAAGAUGAAGUACCGACAGACUAUUUGGCCAUCAAACAAACUCUAGAUGCGCUCAUCGAUUUCGUGUGCAACAAAGAAGUUGAUGAGAAUUUAGCGGAGCAGAACAAUACAGAUCUUUUACCGCCGGAAUUGAAGGAGGCUAUAUUUGAGGAUUUGCCACACGACCUGUUAGAUGGAAUUUCUAUGCAAGACAUUUUUCCAAAGAUGUCAUACGAGGAUUUUUUAGCCAUGGAUUUAAAGAAUGAUGGCUCUUUCAGCACGGAUUUAUUUAAGGAUGAUAUGUUGUCAUCAGAAGUCGAAGAGACGAUAAAACCGUCGGAAAGUAAGAUCUCCAAAAUAGAUUCGUCUCUGUUGGAAUUAGGAGCGCACAAUGAUCUCUGGGUACGAUUGGAAACAAAGACUGCGAUGCAGGACCUCAUGGACGACUUAUUUAAUUCAAAAAGCCAGAAACGCGGCGGUAGAGAACUAAAACGAUCCAAAUCUGAGGUGAUGUCGAACAAUCCGCUGAUCGUCGGCGGUCAGAGGCAUCAUCAGCGUUCCUGUAGCCUCACAUGGAGCUGCAAGCUAGACAACACUUACGGUUCUAAUUUAAAAAGACGAAAGUUGCCUCGAAAUCCAUCCAGUACCAAGUCCAGCGAAACCGGUCUUAUUGUUCUUGAUGCGCAAAACGAACGUACGUCGAUGUUUCAUGAAUUGAGAAUCCCCGAGAGUAUUAUGGUCACUGUGGGAAGAGGAAACACGCCUAACAUACUAUCCGAUUCCGUGCGCGAAUUGAAGUACUGUAUUGAGGACUCUGCUGGAUUAAAUCGCCGCGUGUUGCCAGCUAGGGACGACGUAAAGGAACACAAAAGGCUGCUCUGGCAUCCGAGACAGCAGCAACCGCGAAUAGUGCAGGUCGACGGGUCGGUUGACGCUAAUAGUGCCAGCGAGUGCAGUUCACCAGAAUACAAUGCCGAGGAGAAAAACGCGAAUCUUCAAACGUCCGAAUCAUUAUCGAUCCCGCAAUUAGACGGCAUUAACGACGAGCAUUCGUCUGACGCGAGCGAGUCAAGCUUAGAAAUGGAACUUGGCUUGUACGCGCGGCCUUCAAAUCUUUUACAUUCAAAGCGUAUCUUUGGUUUCAUUAGAUCACACGUGUCAAGUAACUGUGAUAAAAAAAUAAAAAGUGGCAAUAGCAACUUCAUAACUGCACCAACCAUUAGGUGUACCUCGCACAAAGCGGAAGUCUUGUUCAAGGAGAAGAAUCUCAAAAUGAAUCUGCAGAUCCCACAGGUCGAUGGUGCAGGCGAUAUUUCGAGCGACGACGAGUGCGUCUCGUCGCAACACAUGAUGACGCAUGAAAGAUUACUUCAUGCCUCAUACGAAUCGUCACCGUUCGAGGAUAUCGAUGUCACUUGCAAGAGAUGUGGCCUCACGUAUCGCAACGAGGAGAGUUAUAAUCGUCAUCUGGACAACUGCGAUACUAUGAUCACCAGUGAUAGCGAUUCGGAGACCAUGGACAACAAGCUGACGUCGCCAGAGUCGGGGUUUUCCCCAAACAUGGGUUCGGUGUCAUCGCAAUUCAUCACGCUUUCACCGUCCGAGGGCCACACUCUAACGACCGAUUACUCGGAUAUUCAAGCGACGUCACCUAUCGAAGCAUCCGUGGCGUCGCCUCAUCCGAGUAUCCAGAUUGAACCGAUCGCCCAAGCAAUCAUCACGCCACAAAUUCAUGCGACACAUGCCACCGUCGAGACCGUACACCAGACAGUAUUAACGUCCAACGACGUGAUCGUACAGACUCAAUACACUCGUAGAACCACCACUCUGCCGAACCCAGCAGUAUUACCUCCUCAGGAAAGCACAGUGCAGAUAACGGAAAUCACAGAUUCGCCGUCCAUCUCCAGCGACUCUAACGUUACGGCGCAUGGUAUCGUGAAUACACCGAUGAGUUCGCCGGACAGCACGAGCUCGCAGACCGUCCCAAGUCCGGAAAUGUCGCCCAGUUUUUCGUCCAUGGGCGUACAAACCGCGCACGAGUCUAUGCAGACGAACGCACAGAUCACCCGGACCUCUUCCAAGAAGAAUUUACGGGUAGCCAAGCCUAAGACCAAGAACAUCAAGCCGCAGCAGCAUGUUUUAAAAAACGUAAUGCAGUCGCCGCAAAAUGUCGCGCACAAUGUCAAAUUUCAACCAACAGCAAUAUCGAACGGUCCACCGGUAAUCCAAUUACAUCAGACCACUCCGAGACCGCCCACAGUGAUCCUUCAGCAAGUGGCGUCACCAGGAAUUGUAUCUGCUUAUGUGGAAGCCCUGCAGCAACAAUCCGGUCAAAAUUUACAAUACAUCACGACGAUAGGUGACGGGCAAGAGACUGGUUUCAAGCCGCAGCUGAUCGCCGCAAAUUCUUUGGUGCCAGGCACCUAUAUACAAGCACCGUCCACCGACAAUCUGCUGUUACAAAACGGUGGUAUAUCGAUAUUGCCGAGCGUGCAGAUUGCGCAGACACAGCCUACUGUAUUAGGUACCAUCAUACAACAACAACCCAAUGCAAUUCAAUGUGGCGUUAUAUCAUCGGAGCAACUGCUAUUGAGUUCUACGCCUACUCUGGAAAUGUUCACUGAUCCAACCGGCGGUAUGUUCGUAUCGAAUCAACCGAUGUACUAUGGUCUGGAGACAAUCGUUAGCAAUACCGUGAUGUCGUCUAGCCAAUUCAUGGCGGGCACAGUGCCACAAGUAUUGGCCAGUAGUUACCAAACAACAACACAGGUAUUUCAAGCGUCUAAGUUGAUGGAGCCUAUCGUGGAUGUACAAGCUAUGCCGGGCGUACCUACUGUAACAACGAUGCAAAAUGUAUCGAGCAUGCCGAACAUAUCUGGUAUGCCCAACAUAACUGGUGUACCUAACAUAGCGAGUAUGCAGAAUGUAAGUGGCAUGUCCAACAUUUCCGGAGUGCCUUACGUGGUGGUGAACCAAUCGGCGCCGCCACUACCAUCAGCAGCAGCUCCAGUACCAUCACCAGCACCAACAUUGGCAGCGGCACCGAUGCCAGCAUCGGCAUCAAUACCUACACCAGUGUCAAUACCAACACCAGUGUCAAUACCGACACCAGUGUCAUUACCGACACCAAUGUCAAUACCGACACCAGUAUCAAUACCAACACCAGUCUCAAUACCGACACCAGUAUCAAUACCAGCACCAAUAUCAAUAUCAGCAUCAACGCUAGCAGUGGAUCCAAUUGUAACGCCACCACAAAUCAACAUUUCCGCUACACCUCCGGAACGAGCUUAUGGUGGCAUCGCGUGUAACGUCGUGACACCGGUACCGUGUCAAAAUGCGACCAUAGAGCAUCCAAUGGCAUCGAUUCAAGUGGCAGAUGUGUGCUCAUCGAACGCGACGUCGAUAAGCGUGAUAACGCCAAAGCUAUCAUCGUCGGCGCCACCACCACCGCCACCACCACCGCCACCACCACCACCACCGCCACCGCCACCGCCACCACCACCGCCAUCAACACCUCCAUCGCCGCUACCAUCGCCGCCAUCAUCGGCUCUACCACCUCAUGCAAUGCCAACGAUACCUCGUGUCGCUGUGAGACCCAGUCCAAUCACACAUCUGAUUCAGGCGAAUCAUGGAGCCGCUUGGAAGAUUACUGAGCCGUUGUUCGGCGCGGAGCAACCAAUGAAUAACAGUGUGCGACCAUACUUCGAUUCGAAACAUGUAUCGGAGAACACUAGCAUGAUCAAGUCUAGCAUAUCAUCAUCUAAGAUACCACCUCUAUCGAAUCAUUAUGUUACGCAACGGAAUCUAGUUUUAAAUCAUAAGUCAAAUCACGAUGUAAAUAGCGUACAUAAGAGCUACACUAGCGGUACCGUGUUGAAUCCGAACUCGGUGAACACAUGCAUCAACAAUAACAGCCCAAUCGUCGUCUCUAAUUCCAACUCUAUGCAAAAUAAAAUUACGAUGCCGACGAAUAACAUGCCGACCAGUAGACCGAUGAACAGAGUGCUACCAAUGCAGGCGGUGACGCUUAAACAGGAUCCAGCAAAGAAAGAUGAUUUGGCGAUUGAAGAGCCGACGAAACCGGUGAUCAAGCCAGCCGAACCGGAAAUUGUAGAGUCAAAGAAGGAAAUCAUCGAGCAGAUCGUGCAAAUAAAAAAACCUGAAACCGCACUCAGCAAUAUCAGUGACAAUAUCAAAUUAAAUACAGAAACUAUAGAGAAGGUAAAGGAGAAUCUCAAACUGGAACUUGAUAAGGAGAAGCUACAAAACACAUCGUUGAAGAUAGUGUUGCAGAAACAGUUACAGGACGGUUCUUACAAGAUCACGCGCAAUAUGAAGGCGGUCACUCAGAGCAAAAAGACACCACAAGUAACAUCUGUGGAAAUAUUACCGUCAAAACAGGUGCCUCAGAUUGCGUCAUUACAACUGUUACCGAUUAAAACGUUUACGCUCAAAGCGAAUAAACUCGAGGACAAGGUGAAGCCUAUAGACGCGAAAGUGAACAUACUUAAGGCAAAAGCGCCGCCCGUAGCUGUCAAGAAACCCAGAAUAGUGACGAAAUCAAUCAGACCGCUGCGAAACAAUCCGCAGCAGAAUCCGCCGCAAAUGCACAAUUGCUCGAAAGGACCGAUCUUAAUGUAUGAGAUCAAGUCGCAAGAUGGCUUUACCCAUACUGCCUCGUCUAUGACCGAAGUUUGGGAGACGGUGUAUCAGGCGGUACAAAAUGCGCGCAAGGCUCACAACUUGUCUCCUCUGCCUCACAAUCCGUUGUCCGAGGGUCUCGGUUUGGAGAAUAAUGCGGCUAUCUACCUUAUCGAACAAUUGCCGGGCGUCAACAGAUGCAGCAAGUAUAAGCCCAAAUUCCAUACGUUGGAACCGCCAAAACCCGACGAGAUGGAAAAUGAGUUGCCGGCAGCGUGUGCCAACGGAGCGGCACGAGCAGAGCCUUUUAAAGGCAGGAAAGUACACGACAUGUUCAGCUGGUUGGCGUCGCAGCAUAGACCGCAUCCUAAUAUAAUUACAAUAUCGGAAACAGAGUCUAGGCGAGCCGUGAGUACCAAUUUGCCUAUGGCAAUGCGCUUUAGAAUACUUAAGGAAACAUCAAAAGCAUCUGUUGGUGUAUAUUAUUCCCAUAUACAUGGUAGAGGACUGUUUUGUUUGAGAGAUAUUGAGCCUGGUGAGAUGGUCAUUGAAUACGCCGGUGAAGUUAUUCGAUCUUCCUUGACCGACAAAAGAGAAAAGUAUUAUGACAGCAAGAAUAUAGGCUGUUAUAUGUUUAAAAUCGACGAUCAUCUAGUUGUUGAUGCUACUAUGAAGGGAAAUGCAGCUAGAUUUAUCAAUCAUUCGUGCGAGCCAAAUUGCUACUCGCGAGUGGUGGACAUACUAGGUAAGAAACACAUACUGAUUUUUGCUCUUCGUCGCAUCAUUCAAGGAGAGGAGUUGACAUAUGACUACAAAUUCCCAUUCGAGGAUAUUAAGAUCCCGUGUACUUGCGGUUCUCGCAAAUGUCGGAAAUACCUCAACUGAGACUGCGUAUAUACAGCUUAUCUUAAGCAGCCGACCGAAGACAAAGAAAUAAAAUAUGUGCUAUAAUUGCGCGCGCGCUUUCGAAUAGGAUUCGUUUUAUUGAAUGUUAUUCAUUUUACUCAUCAUCAAACUAUUUUCAGAGAUUGCAGCUUUUUAUUACUAUAAAAGAACAUAGAUUAUACAUUUUAAAGAUUAGAAGGCCAGACGUAAUACGCGAAGCACAGCGGUUACGAUGAUGUUACUUUAGACAGCUACGUUCCUGUAGUUGAUUUAACGGGGGGUAUAUUUACACAUAUACCUAUAGCAAUAAACCAUUCGAGUAUCUCCUGCUUUUGUAUCCGACAAAGUCGUGCGUUUUACUAACGCGCUUCAGACUUGUGAAAGUGUUAUUUUAUUCACGCCUGUGCUUUCUCGCACGACUUUUAGACUCUACGUAUUAUCUACUGUUGAGGCUUAAGUGUACAAGUUAUCUUACACUUUACACUAAAUGCGAGAGCUCCUUAUACGAGAGCGCAUAAUUCUUGCAUGAUAUGGAUCUCUCGAUGCUUUAAAUCGGAUUUGAAAAUAAACUCUUUCUUUAAACGAAAUCAUUUUGUAUCAUAAGGAUGAAAAUGGAAAAUGAUGCCGCAAGAGUACUACGAGAAACUAGCGGAUUUUCGACAAUGAUCGUAGCUUUCUGAAAGUCAUUUACAUUUCUUUCAAAUAUCACAAUAUAAAAAUAACGUAAACAUAGUGUACAAAAGAUCUUGUCAAGCGCGUGAAAAUGCGCAUAAAAUGCGCGAUAAUUGUAUAUUUAGAUGAUUUGUAAAUUUUAAAUUUAGUGUACAGUGUAUGACUAACUUCGUGACAUUUCAUGUCUGCUGUAGGGCCAGAUUUCAAAUGUUUUUGUAAAAUAUGUAAUUGUUAGACUAGAUAUAUCGUCUUUGAUGUAAGUACAGCAAAUCAGUUUUAACUUAAGUUAGGAAUGUAGGUAUUAAGGAGAGAGAUAGAGAAUGGCAAGUGAGAACAGUCUCCUAUAGCAGGAUAUUGUUCGAAGGUAUACCUACUUUGGCAGACAUUGAUACGAUUUUGUUUUAUUGUUCACGUGGCAUCAUUGACUAGAGGAUAUUUGCUUUCCAGAACUAUUUAUUCAAUGUAAAAAUGAAUGGCGCGAGUUCGAUAUUAUUUGCCCUCUCUUUUCCUUUUUGUAUAUUUUUUUAAAUAUCGCGUCUAUAUUUGUGCUUCCACCUUGCCAAGAUCAUAUUCAUCGAGUUUAUUAUCCGAAUUCUAUUGUCUGAAUUAUACGAGACACGACAUUUUGUUUGACGAGUAUUGAAUAGAAGCGUUUAACGGUUUUAAAUAAUCUUUUUAAAAGAAUUUUUUUAAUCGAAAAAUCGGUUUGUUCGUCGGUCAAAUCGACGAAGAUUUAUGCAUUGUUUGGGAUAAACGUCUCCGGAUACGUUUCUCCGGCGAACGUUUGUGAUAUUUUCCCAUAAUGGGAAAUAUAUUAGAGAUGCUUUUAUAGGAAUAUAUAUUUUACAUUUUUACGGAUACAUAUAUACCAUGUAUUCCGUACCAAUACCCUUCUGUGAAGUCCAGUUUUGCCUUACUUUUACAUGUACCUACGCUUUCACCCGGUGAUAGAUUUAGAUAUAUAUAUUUACGCAAAUGAUAUUUUAUAUUCGAAACUAACACAACCGCAACGGCGCAUGGCACGGCGCCCUCCGAUACAACUACAUCGUAUUUUAGCGCGAUUAAUCAAUUUCUGCCGAGGUGGUAGUCCCUUAAAUUUUGGUGCUCCAUGGACACCGUUAAGUGCACUUUUCAUGAAAAAAUGGCCUAGAGUAAGAGAUAGUAAGGUUGCAGUGCGGAAGUGUUUGAUAAUAAUAAGAAAUGCGUUAUACGAAGAAUAUUGAUCGUGAAUUAUUUAAAGAGAUAAUAUAAAGGGGUGAAAUGGUGGCACACACAUAGGAGCGCAUUAUUUGAGCACACGAAUAAUGUCAGACGUGCUGCGAUUUUAAUCGGCCUGGUUUGGUACAAAGCGCAUAUGCUGAGUUGUAAAAAGUUAUAAAAUCGCGGGAAAACGGAAACCUGUUCUGGUCACGUGAAAUUGCCAUCUUUUAGAUAUUUUGUGAAUCUUUUUUUUUUUUUUAAUAUUAUAAUUAUCGAUAAUUAAUGACUAUUAUAUUCGAGGAGAUGAAUAUUGUUAAUAUAAUGAUAAUUAAUUUUAAUCUGUACAUGAAAAGUAAUACGACUAGUAAGGAUGGUAACUUACUUGAAAAUAUAACAAUGUUAGAUAUUUUAUUGAUAUUUAUUGAUUAUAAACGAUAUGGUAUUAGGGUUGACGAAAAAGUACUAAUGUAAACUGAACGAUUUAGGACCGGUGCACAUAUAUGGUAGUCACAUUGAUUAACGCGGAUACAAGGAUCAAAUCCUUUUUUUUUUUUUUUUCCUAACAAACAAGCAAUCGUGUAUCUUUAAUUCGAUUAUAGUCUCCUGAUUGUUACGCUAGAAUAAUCGGUCAGAAUUCAUUUGGGCUUUACAAGGUGUAUUCUCUGUAGGCAUACAUACCAUGUAACUCGAUUUUUACAUUGCUCUAUAUUAUGAUUGUAAGCUGUAAGCUAUCCAUCAUUGUCCGAUUUUAUUUCUACGUUCGCGAAUAGAUUUAAAUUUUUCAGUACAGCGUUCCCUUUUCAUUAUUUGUAUCAUCGACGACUUCUGUAAUGUACCCACGCGAGUACUUCAGCAAAAAGUAUGGAACAGUUUAAACGUAUGCUUGUAGCGGAAGAUUAAAAGCGUAUGUGUGUGUGUGUGAGAGAGAGAAAGAGAGAGAGAUUUACUUGUCUGCUAAUAAUCCUUACCUGAUGGAGAUUCGGACGAAUAUCUAUCAGGUGCUUUCUGGAACAUACUCUGUGUCUUUUUAAACUACUCUUUAAACUGCGUAAAAAGGGUGUACGACCCUCCUUAGAGAGUAUUACGCAUACAGCCUUCACUAUGAUUAUGAUUAUUAUUAUUAUUAUUAUUAUCGCUAUUAAUUAUAAUCUAUACACACACAAAAAACGAGAAAGAGAAAGCAUAAUACAUCACUACUCAAGUCACUCGUAUUUGGGCAUAUUAAGCACCGUUUGUUUACUACACCCAUCAGCACCUUUCAAAAGUAACGCUGCGUGUAAAAAAAAUGACGAACAUCCGAAGAAACGGUACGAUGAAUAAACUGUUUAAGUAGUUUACCAAUAAUUAAAGGAAAAAAAAUGAUACUAAUGUAUAGAUGUAAUAGGUAGAUUGUUUCUCUCCGACUUUUACGCAUGUUUUACCUCUCGACAGACAGAUUCGCUUCGAAGUUCGAACGAUUCGAAUCCGAACGGACGUCGCAUUUCAGCGUUGCGUUUAAAAUUGCGAGUGAUUAAGUGAUUUCGCGGAAACGUGACGAGCACGCGGUGUGUAUUACCGUGUUCUCGCGACGCGACGGUUUCGGCGCAUCGUCACGCUAAUUGCGAUCUUUCACAAUCGGAAAUUUGGUCUCAUUGAGCCCUUUAGAUUUUUUUUUUUUUUUCUUGAGAAAAGGAUUAAGCUGAGAAUAUUAAAAUAUUACAAUUUAAGCAAUUAGAAGAGGAAACGGGAGAAAAAUUGAAAUAUAAAACGCUUCUUAAGACGUGUAUAAACCUACUAUUCUAACGUUUAAACAAAGUGUAGAAUUUUGAAAUAUUAUACUUGUUUAAAAGAAAAGUAAGAGGGAAGAUAAAUAACAAUUACUGACAAACUCGACGAUGGUAUGAAAGAGAAAAAGAAAAAUUGAAAAAAUUGUCUGUGAUUAUCAGUCAUAAUAAUCUUUAGGUCGACAUAUUUUUUAGAGAAUAUUUUUUAGGAAAUUACAAAAUUUAUGAUAUAUCCCUAUUAUUGAUAUGAUAUUGGAUCAGAUCAUGUGCUAUACGCAUAAUAAUAUUAAAAGUGAAAUUGAAAAAAAAAUGAAUGAUAAAGUGUAAAAGUUGCAAACUGUUUAAAUAGAGUUACAAAUAGUUGAGAUUCGAUGGCUGUUGUAAAAUAUUCAGUGUUUGGACAAAUAAUUAUUAAAAAACUAUUUAUAACUAAUAUC